Messenger RNA from Panicum virgatum (switchgrass), 1277 nucleotides. RefSeq lists its product as uncharacterized. The coding region runs from base 1 to 1224 and encodes 407 amino acids. The transcript has 4 exons. NCBI's taxonomy places the organism in Eukaryota, Viridiplantae, Streptophyta, Magnoliopsida, Poales, Poaceae. The record is from RefSeq and is a predicted model, not a curated record.
AUGUUAGAUCAGUGUAUAGUUGUGUACUAUACAACUAAAAAAAUAUGUUUUUUCGGUGGACGGGGUACAAGCAAUUCUAGCAGAACUAAGGCUGUCUCUCCAACAGUGCAUAUUGAUGUCGAUGCAACACCCGCUCCUGCUGCCCUAGGUCAAGUAAAAGAUAGCAACAUAUACAAUGUGUGGAAUUAUGGUUUUAGUGUUGGACAAGGAUUUAAAUGUGGGUUUUGUGGCACUUCCAAGAAAUCCGGAGGUGCAACACGAUUAAUGCAGCAUCUAGCUGGAGUGCCAGGUGAUGUCGCUUUUUGCCAAAAGGUGACAAGUGAUGUGAAGCAAGCUAUGUGGACAAAGCAUAAAGAUUCUAAGGAAAGGAAGAAAAAUUUAAAGAGGAGCAAAAAGAGGUUGGAAAAUGCUCUUGCGAGUGAGAAUGGUGGAAAAGGAAGUAUUUAUGUGGCAAGCGACGAUGAGGAGCAGCAAGUGCACUUGGUAAUGGCAUUAUCAAGAUCAGAUAAUGAUUUGCAACAAGAAAUGGAUAUGAGGCAAGCCUCUCAUGAGCAUGGAUCUGGUAGUGGUAGUUCAUUUGCCCCAGCAGCUAGUGGCAGAUCAGGUAGCAGACCUCCAACUGUACAACCAAGGAUUGGCUCAUUUGUUACAGCUUCUAGUUCUGUCCAGCCUAGGAUUGAUACCACCUUGAAGGAAGGAGUGGUGGAUAAACUUGCACAAGCUUGGUCCAAAUGGUUUCAUGCAAAUGACAUUGCCGGGAUAAAAGCUGAUUGUCCUUAUUAUCGAGCAGCAAUGAGGUUGACUCAAGAGAUAGGAACAACGAGUAGAUUGUUCAGUGGGAGUGACAUUGAUGGCCCAUGUUUGGAUGCUAACUAUAAGAGCAUUGAGGAGGCUCUUGAGGUCUUUAAAAGGGAUUGGAAGAGAUAUGGUGUUACAGUCAUGUGUGACUCAUGGACGGGUACGACAAACAUGAGUAUUAUCAACUUCAUGGUGUAUUGCCAUGGGCGCACAUUCUUCCAUAAGGCUAUCAAUGCAAGUGAGCACAUGCAGAAUGCAGAAUAUUUGUAUACACAUAUUAAGCAAGUGGUGGAUAACAUUGGCCCCAAAAAUGUUGUGCAGCUUGUCACAGACAAUGGGGCAAAUUACAAGAAAGCAUGUGCCAAGCUUGUUGACUUGUACCCCAAAUUAUUUGGCAGCCAUGUGCUGCUCAUACAAUCAACCUAAUGUUGAAGGACAUUGGUAAAUUCUCUGAGAUUGAUGAUAUUGUGUCAAGUGCC